Messenger RNA from Trichosurus vulpecula (common brushtail), 7790 nucleotides. It is a transcript of the gene DIS3, whose product is annotated as DIS3 homolog, exosome endoribonuclease and 3'-5' exoribonuclease. Gene Ontology annotation, molecular function: RNA binding; 3'-5'-RNA exonuclease activity; endonuclease activity. The record is from RefSeq and is a predicted model, not a curated record. Gene Ontology annotation, cellular component: cytoplasmic exosome (RNase complex); nuclear exosome (RNase complex). Bases 625 to 3504 code for a protein of 959 amino acids. NCBI's taxonomy places the organism in Eukaryota, Metazoa, Chordata, Mammalia, Diprotodontia, Phalangeridae. Gene Ontology annotation, biological process: rRNA catabolic process. The transcript has 21 exons.
GAUACCAAGCCCGUUAAUUAGGAGCCGCGGGAAGCAGCGGGGUAUGCCGGGAAGUGGAGUUCUUAGAAAGGCCGGCCCCAGGCGGGCCAACCCGAGAGAACCCUCUCUCCGACUCCUCCCACCUGACUAAGAGCAUAAAAAGGGGCGGGGCAUGCCGGGAAGUGGAGUUCUGAGGCAUGCUGGCCUCCGCGGGCCAAGCCGAGAGUACCAUCACUUCGACUUCUCCCGCCGAUUACGAGCGGAGGAAGGCAGCGGGGCAUGCCGGGAAGUGAAGUUCUUAGUAGUCGUAAGACGAGCCAAUCCGAGAGCACCAUCUCUGACGUGGGGCCGUGGGUUUAGCCAAUCACCGAGGCCGCCGGAAGGGCCGACUGCUUGAAGGCGUUGAGUUUGCCUCCCGCUUCCUCUCUCCCCCCCACCCCCCGCUUCCCCUCUCCCUCCGCUCCGCCGCACCACCUCGUACCGGGUUUGGUUCUUUACUCGACUUGGUCGGAAACCAGAGCGAACCUUGGGGUGCACUUAAGUCGUCCGUGCACUUCAGCGCCGCCCUGGUGUGUGGCUUGAUCACUUCUCGCCUGUCAAGUUGAUCGACCGCCCGGUUUGCCGGGAGACCGGUCAGCGAGCGCUAUGCUCAAGUCCAAAACGUUAUUGAAGAAGACCCGGGCCGGCGGAGUGCUGAAGAUAGUGCGGGAGCAUUAUCUGCGCGACGACAUCGGCUGCGGGGCCUCGGGCUGCACCGAGUGCUGCGGUGCCCAGGAAGGGCCGGCCUUGGAGCCUCGGCCACGCGACCCCGAGAGCAGCCUCUGUCCGCAGCCCCACUACCUCCUGCCCGACACCAACGUGUUACUGCACCAGAUUGAUAUACUUGAGGAUCCAAUCAUCAGAAAUGUAAUCGUGCUACAAACUGUGCUCCAGGAAGUAAGGAAUCGGAGCGCGCCAAUAUAUAAGAGAAUUCGAGAUGUGACUAGUGAUCUUAGCAAACAUUUCUAUACCUUCACUAAUGAGCAUCAUAGAGAAACAUACGUGGAACAAGAACAAGGGGAAAAUGCUAAUGAUCGGAAUGAUAGAGCCAUCCGAGUUGCAGCAAAAUGGUACAAUGAACACAUGAAGAAAAUUACAGCAGAUGAGAAUCAUCCUCAAGUUAUCUUCAUAACAAAUGACAUAAAAAAUAAAGAGAAGGCAAUAGAAGAGGGGAUACCAGCGUAUACAUGUGAAGAAUACAUAAAAAGCUUAACAGCAAAUCCAGAACUUGUAGAUCGUCUUGCUUGUCUAUCUGAUGAAGUGAAUGAAAUAGAAAGCCGGAAAGUAAUAUUUCCAGAGCAUCUUCCCCUAAGUAAGUUGCAGCAAGGCAUAAAAUCUGGUGCAUACCUUCAAGGAACAUUCAGAGCAAGUAGAGAGAAUUAUCUUGAAGCCACAGUAUGGGUUCAUGGAGAUGAUGAAGACAACAGAGAGAUCAUCCUCCAAGGACUUAGAAACUUGAACCGAGCUGUUCAUGAGGACAUAGUAGCUGUGGAGCUUUUGCCCAAAAGUCAGUGGGUAGCACCAUCUUCUGUGGUCCUGCAAGAUGAAGGUCAAAAUGAUGAUGAUGUCGAAGGUGAAGAGGAGAAAGAAAACACUCUAAAAACUGCUAUAAAUGAGAAAAUGUUAAGACCUUCAGGAAGAGUGGUAGGAAUAAUAAAGCGGAACUGGAGGCCAUUUUGUGGCAUGCUUUCCAAGUCUGAUAUUAAGGAGUCAAGAAGACAUCUCUUUACACCUGCUGACAAGAGAAUACCUCGGAUUCGUAUAGAAACAAGACAAGCUUCAACCUUAGAAGGACAGAGAAUUAUUGUUGCUAUUGAUGGUUGGCCCAAGAAUUCUAGAUAUCCUAAUGGUCACUUUGUAAAAAAUUUAGGUGCUGUUGGCGAUAAAGAGACUGAAACCGAAGUUCUCCUCCUUGAACAUGAUGUUCCCCAUCAGCCCUUCUCCCAGGCUGUUCUUAGUUUCCUGCCAAAGAUGCCCUGGAGCAUCACUGAAGAGGACAUGAAGAAUAGGGAAGAUCUGAGGCAUCUUUGUGUUUGUAGUGUGGAUCCUCCAAAGUGUACAGAUAUAGAUGAUGCGUUACAUUGUCGAGAACUUGAAAAUGGAAAUCUAGAGGUUGGUGUUCACAUUGCAGAUGUUAGCCACUUUAUUCGACCAGGAAAUGCUUUGGAUCAAGAGUCAGCUAGAAGAGGAACAACUGUCUAUCUUUGUGAAAAAAGAAUCGAUAUGGUUCCGGAAUUGCUUAGCUCUAACUUAUGUUCCUUAAGGUCGAAUGUGGACAGGCUAGCAUUUUCAUGUAUUUGGGAAAUGAAUCACAAUGCUGAAAUUUUAAAAACCAGAUUUACCAAAAGUGCCAUUAAUUCAAAGGCUUCCCUUACAUAUGCAGAAGCUCAAAUGAGAAUUGAUUCAACAACCAUGAAUGAUGAUAUUACCACUAGUCUCCGUGGACUAAAUAAACUAGCAAAAAUUCUGAAGAGGCGGAGAAUAGAUGCAGGGGCUUUGAUACUUUCCUCUCCUGAAGUUCGAUUUCAUGUGGAUAGUGAAACUCAUGAUCCUAUAGAUCUUCAGACGAAGGAACUUAGAGAAACAAAUUCCAUGGUGGAAGAAUUUAUGUUACUUGCCAAUGUCUCUGUUGCAAAGAAAAUCCAUGAAGAAUUUUCUGAACAUGCCCUGCUUAGAAAACAUCCUGCUCCUCCUCCAUCAAAUUAUGAAGUUCUUGUGAAGGCGGCUAAAUCCAAAAAUUUGGAUUUUAAGACUGAUUCAGCAAAGGCUUUGGCUGAGUCUUUAGACCAAGUGGAAUCUCCUCAUUUCCCGUAUCUAAACACACUAUUCAGGAUAUUAGCCACUCGCUGUAUGAUGCAAGCAGUUUACUUCUGUUCUGGAAUGGAUAAUGAUUUUCAUCACUAUGGCUUAGCGUCACCAAUAUACACACAUUUUACUUCACCCAUCAGAAGAUAUGCAGAUAUAAUUGUCCAUAGGCUUUUGGCAGUAGCUAUCGGAGCAGACUCUACUUAUCCAGAUCUGACGAAUAAACAUAAACUAGCAGAUUUGUGCAAAAAUCUCAAUUUCCGGCACAAAAUGGCACAAUAUGCACAGCGGGCAUCUGUUGCAUUUCAUACACAGCUGUUCUUCAAAAAUAAAGGAAUAGUGAAUGAAGAAGCCUAUAUUUUGUUUGUAAGAAAGAAUGCUAUUGUGGUGUUAAUUCCAAAAUAUGGUUUAGAAGGAACUGUAUUUUUUGAGGAAAAAGACAAACCAAAACCAAGACUUGCUUAUGAUGAGGAGAUGCCCUCACUAAAAGUAGAAGAUACAGAAUUUCGUGUUUUUGAUAAAGUUAAAGUGAAAAUCACCUUAGACUCAUCCAAUCUUCAGCAUCAGAAAAUUCGUAUGUCCCUAAUAGAACCACAGAUACCAGGAAUAAGCAUUCCUACUGAUUCUACAAACUCGAACACCGAUGAACCAGAAAAAAAGAGAAGCAAGCUAGAAAAUUAGCUGUAUCUAACAACAGAGACUAUUACAAAAUUGAUUUCCUUUUGUAACAUUGGGGAAGAACACUGGCAAGUUUCAUGGUUAAAAGUAUCGGGUGCAAAUUUAAUUUGUUGCUUUUAAAAUGCAUUUUAAUCAUUUUUAGAAUUUGCAUUUUUAUUAAACAAUUGCCUUCAAGUCUUUCCAUCAUCUUUGAGAAAAGUACUUCUCUUUUCAUUUUCUAGAUGUAACAACUAUUAUUUAUGCAGAAAUAUUAAAUUGAAUGCCCAUCACUUACAUACUGAUAGGACAGCAACUUCAGGGACCAGAUAAAGAUCAUUUAAAUGAAUUUACUUCAGAAAUGCCAAUUACUUUACUGGCUUAUUUUGGAGCAUUCAUCUCUCUAUUGAAAAGUUGACUCAUUUGGCAUAAAUAAUUCCUGAUUUUUUAAAUGAGGGGAGAGAAGAAGACCAUCCUGGAUUUAGAGGAUAAAAAAGCAGGAUAUUGUCUAAAUGCCUGAAGCUAUCAAAAUGCGUAAAUAUAAUGGUAAUUUAUUCUCCCCCAACCUUGAAGCGUCCCCUUGCCUUCUCACGUCCUGGAGCUCAUGUUCCAGUAUCCCUUCUCAGAAAAUUACCAGCCCCUCUCCCACUUCAUCUGUUACAGGAAACUGAUCUGAUUUUACUAAUCCAUCCUAGGGUAUGAAGGACUGAUUGCCUUCUCUUUAACAUUUCAGAGAGAAUUGCUUGUUUGACCAGAAAUGAAUCUUUAAUUGGUAGGAUUUCAGGUAAUGUGGAAAGUCACUUCCAAUCUUUAGGUUUGUUUUUUUUUUAAUUAAAUUCUUUGACUGUGUGGGGAUCCUUCCCUAUUAGCAUACUUCUCAGUCUAAAAUACCUCUAAGUAAAGUCAGUCUUAAGAAAAAGAAAGAUGGAUAGUACUUUUGCAUAGCAGAAAGAAUACUGGACUAGGAUUUAAAAAACCUAGAUUCUAAUUCAAGCUUUAUUGCUAACUCAUUGUACAUGAUCUUAGACAUUUGCAUGGCACUGACCCUUUGGGGCCUCAAUUUUCAUAUUUGAGGGUUAAGAAAAUUUCAGCUUUGAAAGAUAUUUUAUAGCACCUUUUCUUUAGGGAGAUGAUGAAUAGUGGAGAGUAGGAAACUGUUUUUUGGCCUUCAUAUAUAACUUAAUAGAAUCUAGGAGACAGAACUUAUGAUUCCUUGGCAUGAGAUGCCAACAAACUUUCUGGGAGCUUCCAGCUGACUAUUGUGGCUACCACCGGGUUUGGGAGACUGGAACAAAGACCUUCUGGACUUAAGAUUUUCUUCACUUAACAACAUCAUCUUCCAUUCUGCUAUAAGAAUUGUACCCCAUAAUUGAUUGACUGUUAAACAUCCAUUCUCUGGUUCCCUGCAGGAAACAGAGUAGAUGACUCUUCGGGUCUUCUGAGUGUUAGUAAAUAGAGCUCAGGUGGCCUUAGGUUCAGGGGAGGAAAAAGGAGCGUUUCUGGUCCUUUCCUGCCACAAUUCAAAUCAGGUAUCAUUAAAUGUAGGAAUUUGUUUUGUUUGAAAGCACAACUAAUUUCUGUUCAAUUUGGAUGAUCAUACUAUUUGAGCUCUAAUUGCAACUUUCUCCUUUGAGAGUUAAUACUUUCUUCAAAAAUUCUUUAUUGAAUAUGAAUUUAAUGCAUUUUGGUGCUAAAGGAUGCGUUCAAUAUAUCUGGCUUUGGUUUUUAUGCUCUUAUUAGUGGUCACUUAUGGAAAGGUUCCAUGUACAGCUGAAGAUGUGUUUAAUUCUUUCUGUUCCUAGAGGUCUAUUAUAUAUAACUUAUAAAAUUCUAUUCUGGUACUUAACUUAUCUUUUGGUCAGAUUUCUCUAAAUCUGAGAGGGAUAACUUGAGAUCUCCAGCUAUUAUAGUUUUCUUAUCCCUCUUAUUCUAUAAGUUAACUUUUCCUCUAAUGACAGUGACAUGAGGUGCUAUGCCAUUUGAUGGGUAUGUAUUAAGUAUUGAUACUCUUUAUCUGUGGUGCCUUAAGCAUAAUGUACUUUCUCUGUUUCUCUUUUUUAAUCGUGUCUUAAUAUUGUGUGUCUUAGAGAAUAACUGCUGCCCUUGCUUUUUGAGUUUGCUUCAAGCGUAACAGAUUUGCCCUAGCCUUUUAGUCUUUUGGAUUCUGCUUUCUAUUCCAUUCUGCCCUUCUUCAUUUUAUGGGUGAUUUCAUCCCAUUUCCAUUCCCAGUUAUAAUUUUUAAUUAUAUAUUUUCCUCUAUCUUAUCUUUUUAUACUUUUACAUUUUUUAAUCCUUGCUACUCUUUUUAUAACAAGGAGUUGAGAGGAGUGAUGUUGAACUAUUGAGAGGAAAAUGUUGAGAGAAGUAUCUUCAACAUUGCUGAUCUAUAUUUUAUGUAAUUCUGUUCACUAUUGUGUUUCAUUCCCAUCACCUAGUUCCCAAUCACAGAUUCUUACCUUUCAUUUUUUUCUCCCUUCAAACCCCAAACUCUCCAAAGAUGGAGUUUGUGUUAGGGGUCUCAUCUCCCUGAAUUUACCUUCUCUCAAUCCCUUCUAUUGUUUCCCUGUCUCUACCCGAUUCUCUAUGAAAUUUAAUUUCUACACCACAUUCAUUGCAUAUUUGUAUUAUCUUGUGAUUAUUUGAAAUAAUCCAUUCUGGCUUCUUUUUUUUGCUGUUUCCUAGUGUAUUCUUCACUCCUCUCAUGUUAAGAUCAAAAUAUAACAAAACUAUCCUUUGUCUUAUUACCUCAGUGAUUCUUGAAGAUAUUAAGCUUCUGAGAUCAUUUUUGUUUCUUCUCCCUCAGUUAUAAAUACUUAAUCAUGAUAUAGUUUCUUCUAGUUCUGAGUAGAUAGUUUCUUAAUAAGGAAUAUUUAGAAGUCCAGUAUUUCAUCAAAGGUCCAUUUUCCCACCCAUAUGAUUAUAUUGUUUCAAUAAGUAAAUUAUUCUUGCAUGUCAGCCUUUAUCUUUUGCUCUCUUUAGUAUUUCAAGCAUCUCUCCUAUAUGAUGAUAAUUUCCCAGCUGUGGCUCCUUGGUACUUAAAUUCUUUAUUUCUGACUGACUGCUUAUUCUCUCUCUGCUCCUCCUCACCCCACCCCCUCUUCAUUUAUUUUAACCUGGAAGUUCUAGAUUGUGGCAUUGACAUUCCUGGUAGUUUUCUUUUGGGGGGGAUUCUUUUAGCAAGUGACAAGUGAAUUCUUCCUUUUUUCAUUUUGCCCUCUGGUACUAAGCCCCUAUCCCACUUCAUCUGUUACACAGGAAACUGAUCUGAUUUUACUGAUCCAUCCUAAGAUAUGAAGGACUGAUUGCCUUCUCGUUAACAUUUCAGAGAGAAUUGCUUGUUUGACCAAAAUGACCAAAAAUGAAUGAAUAGGUCUAGGCAAUUUUCAUUCAUGACUUUUUGUAAUUAAUUUUUUUUCAAUUAUCAAGCAUUUGUUUUUUUUUUUUUCUCUCCCUUGUACCCACCCUUCUUCCCCCCAGUAAAAACCCUUGGAAUAAAUAUGCAUAGUCAGACAAAAUACUAUGUGCUUCUCCAUGGCCUUUUGGGUAAUUCUCAACUCUGGUACUUUACAGACAGUAAUGUUUAAUCACCAGAAGAAUGUUGAUGGAUCUUUGUUCCAGGGAAAACUUGGGUGUUAUUAAAAGAAUUCUGUAGUUUGCUGAAGGCAGUCCAAUCCAUUCUUCUGUUGAAUUCUGAGCUUAUUAGUAGUAUCUGUCCAUUAUAUAAAUGUAAGAGCUAAGUUGUCUAUUCAACUGCGUAUCAUCACCUGUACCAUAUACCUUCUUCAUCCACUCAUCUUUUCUUGUACGAAUGAUUAAGCUGAAGUCUUUGAAUGACUGUGGAUCUUUUUUUUUUUUUGCAAUCUGCAUAAUGCCAUCGACAAAUGGUAGCAUCUAGAAGACCCCACUAUAUACAAGUUCUGUUAUAUUUUUCAAGAAUUCUUGAAUUCUUUUAUCAGAUGUAUAGGAGAUACCUUUGUUUAAUAAAGUAUUAAGUGCUUACUGUGUGCCAGGUACUAGGUGCCUGGGAUACAAGUACAAGGAAUGAAACAGUCUCUGCUCACUGGGAGCUUACAUUCAAAUGAGAGAGAAAAGUACAUAUAAAACUACAUCCAACAUAAAUACGAAGUUAAGACUCUUUAAGAGUUUUGCGAAGGCCUCUGUGUAAUCGUUUUAUACUCUCAUCAAGGAUACCAUCAAUUCUUAUGUAGAUACUACUCAAAAAUUUUAUUUAAGUAGGAAAGUAUCGUGGGUUCGUGAUUAUUGAUGCUCUUAACUGCCUUUUCUGUUUGUAAUAAUAAAGUCAAAGAUUUUUG